Molecule: messenger RNA, 2004 nt
Organism: Paramuricea clavata
Lineage: Eukaryota; Metazoa; Cnidaria; Anthozoa; Malacalcyonacea; Plexauridae
Source: the annotation of a GenBank genome assembly
AUGUGCAAACGGACUGUACCGCAAAUCAAUGAACAUCAAAAACGUCUUCCCAAAGUAUGUAGUAUGGAUUUCGCGUUCCAUGCAAAUUUUAAAGCUCUUAAUGUCAUUUCUCCCCGAGUUAGUAACUCCGGUUACCUCCUUCAAGUCGACUGAAUAGAAGAGACUCAACACACGAUUAUUAAGAUCAACGUUUUUUUCAUUGAAAAGUAUCGAAAAGAAAUAUCGAGUCCCUGGCGUUACUAUAUAUAAUUAUAUAUAUAGCCUGCAUCGAUGACUAAUGAAUUUGAAUAUCUGCGUCUCAAAUCGUGACGCGAAAUUCUCAUUGGUCAGAUGCUAUAAUUUAUAUGUUUCCGCUGAGCUCUAUAUAUGUCAACUGCUGAAGCACUAUGCAUAAAAAACACAUUAACUGACCAAAUUGGUCUUGGUCAUCUUACCUCAAAGCACGAAAUGUUCUGUUUUGAGAAAACAGUAUUUAAAACAUUUGAACUUUUGCUUGAAUAUCUUAUAUUUCGAAAAACCGUAUAAACUGUACGGUCUAAAUUUAGUUUGCACGGCCUAAAUUUAGUUUGCACGAAAGUUGUAAACAACACCAUAUAAGGAUAGACAUUCCAUAUUUGGAAAAACGAAAGUUAUGGGGCAGAUAUUCAAAUUCAUUAGUCAUCGAUGCAGGCUCUCAAUUCAGCUUGAGAGCUUGUUCGCAGGCUAAUGGCCAAUUAACGGUUGGUGUUACGAAGCCUGUUUAGCAUAAACAGCGGUUAGGCCAAGACUAAAAAUAGAACUUAAUAUAUACAUCUUGCAAACGAGUGAACUUUAAUGCAAUAAAUAUGUAGUUGGAAACUAAAUUCUUCUCUUUAAUUUAAAACUAGUUAGUUAAGUUGUUCAACGAAUCUAUAAACUUGUUCUCUAUUUUGACCGUACAGCAUAUUCACCGUUAAAGGUAGAUGGACACCUCCUGUAAAAGUAUUAAUUAAUUUACAAUUCUGUGAUUUAGGUUCGUGGACAGGACUACGCUAUUGAUCUUUGUGGAACAUUCGACGUUCUAGAGCCUGUCAUAUCAUUGAUGCUAAGAACACAAGCUGUAAAUCUUCCACCUUGGAAGAUUGUUACGUGGUUUUCGAGAGUGAUCAAGAUCUUGAAGGUGAUGGAAACAAACCUUGAAGUGGUGGACAGGAGCAAAACCGUCUGAAGAGAAGUUGCCGAAGCUUUCUAAGCACUGGGAAGAAUUGACUCCACCCACGAGUUCUGAUGAUGAAGGUAAAGAUGAAGUGGAUUAUGGUGCCUUUCAGGUAAUUAUACUAUGAAAAACCCGAUCGUUUCACGAAAUUAGGAAAUGUUAAAUCUAAUUAUUUUACUUAACACUUGACAAAUGCAGUGUUGGGUUUUUUCCAUGUGUAUCAUGCCUACUUUAGAAUUGUAUCAUGCCUAUUUUAAAAUUGUACUCUUAAUUAUUUGUUUUAGGGUAACCCAGUUUUAGCCGGCUAGUUAGUAGUUGGUCAGACCACUGAGAUGAUACACGGCAAGAAGAAGACUACUUAUACCUAGGAUGCUUGGUCUCCACAAGAUUGCGUUAAAGAUCUUGUCACACUUUGCAAAGAUCUUCGGGUUGGUCUUCACGCUCGGUUCACAAACAUUGUACCGACUUCAGUCAAGAUGCUGUGCAAUGUCUUUGAUUUCGAGAAGAUAGCAAGGCACAUGUGCAAUUACAAAGUUGAGGAUGGAAGGCUAGUUAUAGAGCGUGACGACCGAAUCCAAUGGGAAACAAGCGGCAACAAUGAGUUCCACGAGUUCUUCAAGCAUGUCUGCGCUUUGCCACAUGUCCAAGCUCUUGCCGACUCAAAUCACGAUUUGGAUCUUCUGCCGACAGAUAGCAAUGCGGUACUGAAGAGAUUCAAGACAACAUUACAGAAGAUUUUUUGGACGGAGUUGGGAAACUGCUUUGACGAGCUAUUCGUUGAUCGUAACGGUAAACUCAUAAGCGAAUUCCAAAAUACCAAAGUUGCAUGA